CCGUUCUUCAGAUAACCCUCAAACACACAGGCAUGCUUUGCUCUUGCUCAGCAUGGCUGCUGGGCUGUUUCCUGACCAUGUGCUGCACAACAUCAUGGCUGUGUUUACAUUCAUGGGGGCCAACAUCAUGAGACAAGAUGAUGCCUACAGCUUCCAGGUGAUCACAAAGACAUUGGAAACUGUCAUACCAGCCCUAAUAAAGGCAAGUGAACAGCAAGAGAAGGUGCAGAAUGUGGUGUCUGAUGUGUUGAGAGUGUUUGUUGAUGCCAGCCCUCAUAUACCAGACCAUCGCCGUCUGCCUCUUUUCACAAAGCUCGCAGAAACGGUUGGGACCGAGAAGUUUCUUUGGAUCAUGGUUGUACAAAUGCUUGAGAGCCAUAUCACAAAAGGGGCACAGAAAACUGAUGAGCAAGAAAAUAAGCCUCCAGCAGGACAUGUCCACCAAGACAUUGAAUUCUGUCUCCAUGUGGUCCACAAUUUCUCGCCAAGGGUCCAGGUUGUCUGCUGUCAUCAGUUACUCCAGUAUCUGGCAAAGUUGCCACAGGAUAAGGAAGAAGAUACUGCUACAACUUCAAAAACAAGAACACCCAGAAAUGUGACAAAGAAGAAGACAAAGAAUGAAUUGUUUGACACAGAGACCCACACUGCUAAACAACUGCGACAUUUCAAGUACACUUUAGCAAACUUUAUCAGUGUAUUGCUCUCUAGUGAGACAUUUAUCAGCCAGCUUGUGGAAUUAGAGGAGACAGAUGUGACCUCCAUGCAACCUCUGUAUCAGACUCUUCUAGAAGAAGACUUGAGGUACAUCACUCAGGUUGCCCACUGUCUGGAAGCACACACACACAGCAAUACUGCCAAGUUCUGGAGAGCUUUGUUGCACAAGGGAUAUGAUAUAUUGGAAAAGGUGAAUGCACUGUUGCCAGGCAAUGUUUUUGUUACCGUGGUGACUGGCUUGAUGCAGAAUGAGUUGGCCACAGUGAGGAGGAAGGCAAUGGAUAUGCUGAAUAACAAACUACAACAACAACAGACUCCUUUUACACAAGAAGAGCAAUUUGCACUGCUCAACCUUAUUGACAAGCUGGUGUCAGUUGCCGCAGCAACUAAUUUAACAGACAGUGAUGGUGGAGAGGAGCAAGCUGUGAAUCGUCAGACUGCCCUCUAUAGCCUAAAGUUACUCUGCAAAUGCCUAGGCAAGGACAGUCCAGCAGCAUUUACAAAGCUUUUUGUUUUGAGCACCACCAUCUUUCUGGAGUCUGGUGCCAGCACUGCAUCUCCCGUGGCUGCCAGUGCCUUGCUGUUGCUGGCAGAGUUGUGUAGUGUGCUGAAAGCCCAUGCCAUCCCAUUCCUGCCACGCUUCAUGCCUGGCUUACUCAAGGUGCUACAGAAUGAAGAAAACCUUUUAAGCAAUGACCUGCUGCUGCUGAGUGCAGUGACCACACUCCACAAGGUGGUGGAGAGCCUGCCACAUUUUCUCAGUCCAUACCUGGAAGAGGUGCUGCUCAGGGUGGUCCAGCUGUCCUGCUUAGAGUCUGAAGACCAUCACAAGUCCCAGCUGCAUCUGAGACUGAGAGCUGUCAGGCACAAUCUGUCCACAGUUAUAGCCCCCAGAGUGCUGCUGCCAGCUGUAACCCACUGCUAUGAUAGUGUGGUGCAGCAGCAGAAGUCUUGUAUCAUCCCCUUGAUGUCCAUCUUGGAGGGUCAUUUGUCCAGCAUGAGUAAAGAUGACCUGAAUAGCCACCACAACCAGAUUGUUACCUUCUUCCUCACUGCUCUGGAUUUCAGAAUGAAUAACCAGAAUUUGCCAAUGCUAGACAUCCUUAAAAUAGAAGAGUGUGUGAUAAAACCAGUGAUUGCUAUGAUAAUGAGACUAUCAGAGGCAACAUUCAGGCCUAUGUUUUUCAAGCUGUUUGACUGGGCUACCAGGCUUGAGACAACUAAAGACAGGUUGAUCACAUUCUAUAGGUUGGGAAACGGCAUCUCAGAGAAAUUGAAGGGAUUGUUCUCACUCUUUGCUGGACACAUUGUGAAGAACUCUGCCAACAUAUUGAAUGACAAUAACACCUAUAAAACAGCUGAGCCAUAUUUUGGUGAAGAUCCCCGUGCUGAAGAGAAGGCGAGUCAGUUGUUACAGUAUGUGCUGGACUGUCUCCACAAAAUAUUCCUAUAUGAUACAGACGGCUUUCUCAACAAGGAAAGGUUUGAUACACUCAUGCAGCCAUUGGCAGACCAGCUUGAAAAUCUUCAAGGAGGUGAGGGUUGCUAUGAGUCCAGAGUUAACGACCACUUGGUGCCGUGUAUCGCCCAGUUCGCCAUUGCAGCUGGGGAUGAUGGGAUGUGGAAACCUCUGAACUAUCAAGUUUUGUUGAAGACUAGGAAUAUCUCAGCAAAGGUUCGUUUUGCAGCUUUGAGGGUGAUAGAAGAGUUCAAUACCAAACUGGGAGAGGAAUAUAUGACACUACUUCCAGAGACUAUCCCCUUCCUAGCUGAACUCAUGGAAGAUGAAUCAGAAGAAGUAGAACACAAGUGCCAAGAAGUCGUAACACAGAUGGAAAAGGUUCUUGGGGAACCUAUACAGAAAUACUUUUAAGCCAAACCAGAAUUUGAUGUAACAUGAUUGUCAGAUUUCCAGUGCACAUUUUAAUACAUUGCAUGAAUACCUGACAUUUUUCUAUCCACUUUUAUUAUAUGUGUUCCAAAAAAUUAACAAAAAUAGUUUUCAUUAUGAUAUCCAUUAAAAUACAAUAAAGUUUCCAAAAACGUAAUUUUUUUAUACAGAAUUGAAUUAGUUUGC
This is a messenger RNA of Lingula anatina, 2791 nucleotides long. RefSeq names its product HEAT repeat-containing protein 1-like. Gene Ontology annotation, biological process: maturation of SSU-rRNA from tricistronic rRNA transcript (SSU-rRNA, 5.8S rRNA, LSU-rRNA); positive regulation of transcription by RNA polymerase I. The record is from RefSeq and is a predicted model, not a curated record. Gene Ontology annotation, cellular component: 90S preribosome; t-UTP complex; small-subunit processome. Lineage: Eukaryota; Metazoa; Brachiopoda; Lingulata; Lingulida; Lingulidae. Gene Ontology annotation, molecular function: snoRNA binding.